Sander lucioperca (pikeperch) is the source of this 1730-nucleotide messenger RNA. It is a transcript of the gene slc50a1, whose product is annotated as solute carrier family 50 member 1. Gene Ontology annotation, cellular component: membrane. Gene Ontology annotation, molecular function: sugar transmembrane transporter activity. Bases 174 to 833 code for a protein of 219 amino acids. Lineage: Eukaryota; Metazoa; Chordata; Actinopteri; Perciformes; Percidae. Gene Ontology annotation, biological process: carbohydrate transport. The record is from RefSeq and is a predicted model, not a curated record. The transcript is spliced from 6 exons.
CGCAGAAACACGGAGCACAGUGAUUGCAAACACGGAAAUAAUGCAGUGCGAUACAUCCGCGUAGUUAUGUUCCAGGUUUAAUUGCAUGCAAUUUAAGCAUCCGUGUUUAAAAGCAGACAUUGCACGUGAAACACAUAACCGACUAGUGUGUUAGACUUUUCUUCUCUUGUUCGAUGGAUUUAUUGCAGCUUCUGUCAUGGGCCUGCAUCGUGUUCACGGUCGGGAUGUUCUCGACUGGACUGACCGACCUGAAGAAGAUGAGAGAAUCAAAAAAUGCUGACAAUAUCCAGUUUCUCCCUUUCCUCACCACAUGUCUUAAUAACCUGGGCUGGUUGUAUUAUGGGAUUCUGAAGAACGAUCAGACCAUUGUCCUGGUCAACAUUAUCGGAGCUCUACUCCAGAUCCUCUACAUCAUCGUAUACCUCCACUACACAAAACAAAAGAGGCUGAUGAUGGUCCAGACUCUAGCGGCAGGGAUGGUGCUGACCUGCGGUUGGUUCUACUUCACCACGUUUCUUCCUGAGGGAGACACUCGGCUUAGCCAGCUGGGCCUCACCUGCAGCGUGUUCACCGUCAGCAUGUACCUGUCCCCACUCACCGACCUGGUAAAGAUAGUGCGAAGUGGUGAUGUGCAGUGCUUGUCCUUCCCUCUGACCGUAGCCACCUUCUUCACUUCCACCUCCUGGGUGCUGUACGGCCUCCAGCUAAACGACUCCUAUAUUGUGGUUCCAAACACGCCUGGGAUCUUCACCAGCCUCAUCAGAUUUUAUCUGUUUUGGAGAUUUGCGGCUGUCAAUCAAAGCUCACCUUCCUUUAAGUCUAUGCAGAUAUGAUGAUGUGAGGGGUGUCAGUUAUGAAAAUGAAAAGAGAUGAAAGAUCUGUUGACUCCAUCGAGGGCUGCUACAGAGAGACAGUGGAGAGAAACAAACUGUCAAUGGGCGACACCACUGCAAGUGGUGAUAAUGUCUUGUGUUUGUUGUCAUUUCAGGGAGGUAUAUCAGUUACUCAAAAAAAUGUCUUUGAAUCAACAGUUUAUUUUUAUGCAGUUAUUUGUUAAACCUGUGUCUCCUCUCCAUGUCCUUCAAGUGCCUUCUGUUAGACCCUGUUUGCCAUUAAAGAUGAAUGGCAUUUACUGAUCUACCAACAUGUCAGGAGACUUGCAAUCUGUUCACAAUCCAGUGAAUUGGAUUUAAUCUUCCUCACCUCAUACUAGCCAAAGAUUUUGUGGAGUUGUAACUUGCUGGUUGCUGGUUUCAUAUAUUUCCCUGAUGUGGCAAUGGUGAUUUCAUAUCCCUUUUAGAGUUGGUACUCAUGCUUCUGUUUCACAGUGCAGACAGAAUAUUGAGUCAUAUGAGUGGCAGUAAGUUAUAUUUGUUCAGAAUUGUUUUCUAUAUAUCUUUUUGAUACAAAGUGUGUAUGUUGGCUUAUGUCCAACAUCAGACAUUGUCUACUUGUAUUGCUAAUGCUUUUUUAUACGCAAUUGUAUAAGAGAUUAAAUAAAAUAAGAAAAUAAAUUAACACCAUAGGGUUUGUUUACAAGAAUGAAUGAUGUUUAUUUUUCUAGUGGCUGGUUGUCAUGGGUAAUAGUCUCGCUUGUCUCAUUAUUAUCUAUAAUAAGGACAUAUGUUAUGCAAAUGAAACCGCUGACUGUCAGUGCUGACUCACUCACUUGUAAAGGAUGUAAGAUCUUUAAAGGUUUCCUGUAAAUACAUUUUUACCAUAACUAUCAA